GAUGGACACACCAUUCUUCUGCUGCAAACAGCGCCACAGAAAUCAUCAUGCACUUAUAUCGAGUACCCCACCACAGCAGAAGCCAUUGAUGGGCUGUGUGCUCUCUUUGAGCGGCGGCUCAAGGAGAUGAACCCUGGAGUGAAGAACAUCACAUACGACAUCUCAGAGCUGUACCAGUUCAUGGAGUCUCUGCCCGACCUCACCGCCCUCGU
Messenger RNA from Closterium sp. NIES-65, 212 nucleotides. NCBI's taxonomy places the organism in Eukaryota, Viridiplantae, Streptophyta, Zygnematophyceae, Desmidiales, Closteriaceae. The record is from the annotation of a GenBank genome assembly.